This is a messenger RNA of Danaus plexippus (monarch butterfly), 1858 nucleotides long. RefSeq lists its product as uncharacterized. The record is from RefSeq and is a predicted model, not a curated record. NCBI's taxonomy places the organism in Eukaryota, Metazoa, Arthropoda, Insecta, Lepidoptera, Nymphalidae. Gene Ontology annotation, biological process: cilium assembly; cilium movement involved in cell motility. The transcript has 7 exons. Bases 66 to 1346 code for a protein of 426 amino acids. Gene Ontology annotation, cellular component: microtubule cytoskeleton; nucleus.
UCGUUGUGACAUUUAUUUUUGAAAUAAAAAAGUUUGUGGUUACACAUUUAUAUUUAAAAAAAAAUAUGUUUUGUGAAGAUGUUUGUUUGGGUGCCACGAGGGGGAUAGACAAGUUGAGAGCAAUUAGUGAUGAGCUCAGUGAGAAAGUGGUGGAGCAGUUAACUGGAAACCAGGAACUGGUGAUGAUUACUGACUUAGAGCGCGAAUCGAAUGACUACCAAUAUAAAAAAUGUGUGAAGGAUCGAAUAUCCGAUAUAGCGUCGUGGCAGUGGGUACUAGAAGAUCUAUCAAAACGGCUGCAAGAAGCGAUUGACGCUUUAAAAUACGAACAUAACGCACUGAGGGUAGUUGUCGAUCGAGUACAAAAAGAAAUUAAGGAAAACUCAAACGAUGGAUCUCAAAGAGGAGCGCUAUGUCCUUUGACUGAUGAUGUUGAAGACUCAAUAAUUCAAGAAUACGAAUAUCUUCGUGAUCAGAAAAAAUAUUUUGAAAAUCUAAUUGAGGAGUUGUAUAAAAAGACAUCUGGGAUCGAACGUAUAAAGAUAAUAAUAGAUAGAGAUAUAAGCAAUAAAAAACAAGCGUUGAGGAUAGAAGAAUCGAGUCUUAACAAUUUUUUUACUGACGGUAUACCUGCCUCUAAUCAAAAUAAGAAACGAGGAUCGCCGAUAAAGCAAUGGGAAAAAAGAUGUUCCCGUCUAAAAAGGUCAGGAUUAAAAGCGCUUUGCAAUGCUGUAGUUACUAGAAAACAGGUUCGGGCAGCCAGAAUGAAAUUGUCUAUAUCGGCUCAAGCGUUUUCUUUAAAAGUCGACGCCAUUCUGAGAAGAAGGCUGCACACUAAUAAAAUUAAACUUCAAGACCUCAAUUGGCAGAGAGAAGAGGCCGCAAGAGAUUACGAUUCCUUGCAAGAAGAACUCACAUGCACGGAAAUGGCGAUCAUAGAAACGAUGAAUCAGAAAAAGUUAGUUGAAUCAAGGUUAGCUAAUCGCUCACACAGACCCACAGGAGAAUUGACCAAAGACGACGUCAACAGAACAUUGAGGGAGGAACAAGUUAAAUUAAGGAAGACUUUAAAAGAUUUGAGAAAUAAUAUUGAUAGAAUUGUUACACUACAGAACAAACUAGGUAAAGCUGUCGCUAAUAUAGAUUGCUGUGCGAACGAUUUGAUACACGUGAUAAGUUUGGAUGAAGAAAGGAUUCGAAGUCGUCAAGGAGAGCCAAAACAGUCUGAGUCUAUAACAACCACUAGCAACACUCAUUCUUCAGACGUCUCCCAACCAAGACAAUCCUCUGGACAAUUGGCUGUCAUCCAAGAAGAAGAUGAAAAUGAUUAUCCCUUCGAUUUCUGAUAAGGUUGUCAAAAAAAUCAUUGUGGCUUUCUAAAAUGUAUGAACAACUUAUCAUUUCAUACUUUGAUACUAUACUGAUAGAAAAAUGAUUUGCUAGUCACAAUAGAAAGCAGUCGGCAAUUUGAACUAGCAUCAGUAUAAUUGGCAACAUCUUGACUUGCAACAAUGUGACCAGUAAUAUUGUAACUGGCAACAGUUUACAACGCAAUAGAGGGGGGCAACCAGCAACAGAGUAACAUAUGUUGGCAACAAUGAAAAUAUAUCACAUAAACGACUUAAAUUAAUUAUUAAAUAUAUUCUGAUAUUUUUCUAGCUUGUUAUGAUAUUUUUAACGUUAUAUGGAUUAGAAAUAAAAAAAAGAAGCUUUAAAUAUUAUUUAUUUGGUAAUGUAAUUCUCUGAACAAUUCCAAUAACUACAGUUUUAAUUGUAAGUCAUAAAACCUGCAAAAAAAAAAAACAGAUUUCACUAUCUAUAUUAUACACAUUUGAAAUGUUAUGUUGCUAGUCAAUAA